Molecule: messenger RNA, 1928 nt
Organism: Morone saxatilis (striped sea-bass)
Lineage: Eukaryota; Metazoa; Chordata; Actinopteri; Moronidae
Gene: snap29
Product: synaptosome associated protein 29
Exons: 5
Coding region: 106-864 (252 amino acids)
Biological process (GO): synaptic vesicle fusion to presynaptic active zone membrane; exocytosis; synaptic vesicle priming
Cellular component (GO): SNARE complex; plasma membrane
Molecular function (GO): SNAP receptor activity; syntaxin binding
Source: RefSeq, a predicted model, not a curated record
AUUAACCGUCACGACGCAGCAACGUCACCCGACGUGACCGGAAGCGUCGUGCUGCUAACGGUCAGCUGACAGAGCAACAACAACAACGUCUACUAACGGUCAAAGAUGGCCUACCCUAAAUCCCACAACCCGUUUGCAGAUGAUGAUGAGGAGGAAGAUUUUAAGCCUAAAAGUAGGGGGUUUGAUGACGACGAUGACGGGUUUGACAGUGGGAUGAGUGAAGCGGAGAGGAGGCAGAGGUACCUCCAGCAGGAAGUGAUGCGUACAGCUCAGUCUGCUGUGGACAGCAGUCACCGAUCCCUCGGCCUCAUCUAUGAAUCCGAGAAGAUGGGUGUGGAAACUGCAGAGGUAUGUCAAACUAAUCAGCUUUACCUUCUUACCUUCAGCAUCUCCUCUCACAGACUCUAUCUAUCUAUCUAUCUAUCUAUCUAUCUAUCUAUCUAUCUAUCUCUUUCUGUCUUUUCCCCACCCCGCAUUGCCAGCUCCAGCCCCAGCCCCCAGCCCCAUCUCAGAUUACAGACCGCCUUGUCCAGCAGCAAAGAACAUGGAGAUAAGUACCAAGCCAGCCACCCCAACCUAAGAAAGUUGGAUACAGGAGGAUUUGGAGCUGCCGCAUCAGUAGAUGACAGCUCUUCGAGACAGAAUGGAUACCCUCAGAACAAACACCUCAGGGAGGCUCACCAAACCCUCGACAGUAAUUUAGAUGAGAUGUGCAAUGGUUUGAGCAGACUGAAGAACCUUGGUCUUGGUCUCCAGUCUGAGAUUGAGAACCAGGACGACUCCCUUGAUUCUCUGCUGAAUAAAGUGGACAAGAUGGAUCUCAAGAUCCACAACACAAACCAACAGAUUAAAAACCUCAAAUAAAACAAAGACUUGAACUCACUUUACAGAGACAUAAGACAGCAACAGGUCAUCCUCCCACUCGACUCUCCAUCUUGGCCUCAGUUCAAUUACCUAUGUGUUCUUUUUGUUUAUUGUUUUCAAGGAUUGGAACUCUGUUAGAUAAGCAGGUGAACAUCUUUUUUAUCCAUUUUAUUUUCAUCUUAAAUGACUGAAAUACUGUUUCAGAUUUGCCCAUAAGUCAAAGUUUAGCAGAGAGAUUCUUCCUGCCACUUCACUGAAUUGUUUGUGCUUUGAAGGGAAUACUCUAUUCCAUGUGUGUAUUAGAUAUAAGAGACCGUCUUUGUCCAGGUAAAAUCUUUUCGUUCUCUCUAUCAUCUCCAAGCUGUCUGAAUGUAGUCUGUUGAAUUUCCCUUGGUUUAGAUGAUUAGAGUUUCAGUUUGAUCAGCUUUUCUUAAUUGCCAAGGACGUAUAAAUGGCUACUAUUGCUCAGCAUUCAGGCAAAACAUGACAUGACAAUUAAUAAUAAAUAAUUUGGUAUAUAGACAGAUAGAGAAACUGGAAUAUUUUGUGUGUAUGAUUCAUAUGUCAGUGCUAACUCUAAUUCCUGGACCUGUAUGUACAAAACACUUUGGAUGUCUUCUCAAGUCACUUUUGCCUUACAGAUCAUUUGUAUGUACAGUAGACUAACUUUUGGUUCUGUGCCAUUUUUCUGUCUCCACUAGUAUUUUUCACCAUUAGAUUUUUCACUUUGUUUGAUUAGUUGUUCAUGCUCCUCAGUGCUUUCACUAGCUUUAUACAAUUUGUUUGUAUUGCAGAAUGUGAUUGAAUGAAUGAUUAUACAGCAUACAUAAUGUGAACAAGCUAGCUGUGAAUAUGACAACUCAAAACUGAAGGAAUAUCCCCAUUAUUAUUAUUAUACAUCCUCCCUGGGAGAAAUGUAUGAAUGAGUAGAUGAACCACAUUUAAGUUUUGUAUAAAUUAAGGUAAGGAUUUAUGGUCACAAGGUUUAAUUUUUGCCAUGUACAUCAUGUAUUCUAAUCAAGGCCACAUACUCAGUUACUCAAUAAAAACAUUUAUAAGGGGAA